Molecule: messenger RNA, 1340 nt
Organism: Hermetia illucens (black soldier fly)
Lineage: Eukaryota; Metazoa; Arthropoda; Insecta; Diptera; Stratiomyidae
Product: protein giant-like
Exons: 2
Coding region: 97-1161 (354 amino acids)
Biological process (GO): regulation of transcription by RNA polymerase II
Cellular component (GO): nucleus
Molecular function (GO): DNA-binding transcription factor activity, RNA polymerase II-specific; RNA polymerase II cis-regulatory region sequence-specific DNA binding
Source: RefSeq, a predicted model, not a curated record
AUUGGUUAGUUUGAAGUUGUCCUUCAACCUGUUAACUGAGUGAAUAUCAACACGUCUUUGCAGUUAGAUAAUAGUCAGAGAGGUGAUUUGUGAAGAAUGUUUGAUCGAUUUAUGAAGGAUUUGAAUAGUGCGAACAAAAUGGCAGUGUCUGAUAAUCUAGACGUUUUAGAUCUCUCCAAACGACGUGAUUCUGUAGAAACUCGAAAAACACCGUCACCUUACAACACAGCUUCUAGCCCUGAUACCAAUUCUCCGAAAGCUAGCCCGGAUCAGUUGUUUGCUUUACACCAAUCGAAUAUAUUAAGUGGAAGCUCAUCGGGAGCACAUCCUUCUUUGCUAUAUCCGCAUCCAACCUAUUAUAAUCAUCCUUCAAAUAAUACAAGCGAGGAGAUAUUAGCACUACGACGUAUCCAAAGUUUACCGAUGUUUCCGACAAAUGGUACAUUUCCGGCAAGCCAUUUUGAUAUCAUCAAAACUGCGGCGGCAAUGCAGCGUCAAACAAUGAACGGGAUAUCGAUGUCUCCCCAUUCCCCCACGUUGCCAUCAUGCGAGUCCAAAGUUGACGUUGAGGAAACUAUUGAUGUAGGUACACCCCCAAAUCUGCGUCCUUCCGUCUUGUAUCCAGUUGUAAUGAAAAACGAUGGAAAGGUUGCUCGCCCCUUCAAGGCAUUUCCGCGUGACCCUAUUGCAAUGGCUGCAACAUUUACGGCAACAGAUGCCCUUUUGGAUGUUGAGAAGGCCGAGAAAUACAGAGCCUUUAGGAAACGAAUGCUAGAUCAGAUGUACGAGGCGAAUGGAGGUAAACCAACAGUGAGGAAUCCAAAAAUGAGGCGCGGUCAGGCAAUCAAGGAAGAACAGGCGAACGAUAGUUGUAGCAGCAGCGAUGACCACAAUUUAACCAAUUCUGAUGGACCAGAAAACAAUAAUGGUGAGAAUUCUUCUGUGAUCAGUCAGAACGGUUUAGUUAAAGACGCUGCGUAUUAUGAGAGACGCAAGAAGAAUAAUGCUGCUGCAAAAAAAUCAAGGGAUCGAAGGCGGAUUAAAGAAGACGAAAUUGCAGUGCGAGCAGCUUUUCUUGAACAUGAAAAUAUUGAAUUGAGGAUCGAAAUCGCUGCCAUGAAAAACCAACUGGCUCUACUAGGAGCUAGCGUGAGUAGAUAAGGGAAGGAUGAAAUUUGCGCUAUUUAUAAGAUACCUCCAUUGUGAUACUAGAAUUCAAAGAGAUUGUAAUACAUAUAAUGAAAAUUUACCCUACGCUACUACUAUUUAUCCUAGUACAAAACGUAUUUAUGAUACUAAGAAUUUAUAAUAAAAUGAAUUAUGCAAAUAUGAUUUUUUAA